AUGCGAGUUUUUAAACCACCAAAUAUUUAUGGCAUUACAGGAAAUGAGAAGGAGGACUGCUGUACUACCCUUCAUUAUCGAAAUGUUCAAUGCUUAACUGACAAUGAAGGUCAAAUUUGUGGUACUUUUCCACAAUUUCCACAAACAUUUACUUUACGAGAACUAUUCAAUAAUAUUGUUGAUAUGUAUCAUGAUCGCCCGCUUAUAGGUACAAAACCAACAGAUGAUCGAGAAGAUUACGAAUGGAUGACUUAUGGUGACUUCGAUUCUCUCGUUAAAAAGCUUUCAGCUUCAUUAAUUCAAAGAAAUUUUAACGAAACUACGAUUACAGGAGUUUUUAUUGAAAAUUCUGAAUGGUUUGCUGUUGUUCAAUGGGCUUUAGCAUAUAUUGGAUCGAUUUUCUUCCCUAUUGAUGUUGAUUUUCCACUCCCUAUUACAUAUAGUAUCAUAGAAACCUAUAAAUGCUCAGUUGUAUUUUGUACUGCUUAUACUUUCCAGAAAUUAUUCGAUUUACUAUUACAAGAACAACCAGAUACUCUUAAAGAGAUCAUUGUUGCCUGCGAUGAACAAGAAUUUUCUCAAUUACAAUCAGAUUUUCAAAGUGAACUGAAUUCCAUCGGUUCAAUCCCAAUCAUUCCGAUUUAUACACUAUUUAUGUCUAAGGUUAAAGACUUAUCUAAUCUUCCUGCUCAAUACGCAAACUCAACUUGCGUUUAUAACGUUACAUCAGGUCGUGGUGGCAGAAUUACAGCAUGCAUCCUGACGCACUCCAAUCUCAUUGCUGCUGCAGCUGGUCUAGCUUCUUGUGGCUAUGAUUUUUCGACUGCAAUUUACUAUUCAAGCAUUUCAAUGGUCAAACCAGUCGAAAGAGCAGUUGAACUUGCAAUUAUGGCUAGUGGUGGUUGCAUAGGAUUUAGCCAUUCCCCUGCUGUUGAAGCAUUAUCUCAAAUUCGACCUACAUUAGCAGCAUUUACACCACAAACUUUGAACGAUGUUGCAGAAUCAUUAAUAUUAAGUGCUCAUAAGUCGAAUGCCUUCAAAAGAUUCUUCCUUGAUUUCGGAUUUUCAAUUAUUGCACAAUGUCUUGAAAGCGGAAGCGAAGUUCCAUGGUCAUUACGCGAAUUGAUUGUCAGACCAUUCCAAGAAAAGGCUGGUGGCCGACUACGAACAGUAAUUUCUACCGGAGAUUAUUUAGAACCGAGUACUUUGCAUUUAGUAAGGGUUAUGCUAUCAGUACCUGUCAUACAGAUAUAUGGAUGUGCAGAAACCGCGGGAGUUAUCUCUGUUUCGAGUUUGACGGAUUCUGAUUGCAUGAGCAUCGGAGCUCCAACGCUUUGCUGCGAAGUAAAACUCAAAGACUUCAAUGAUGCAAACUAUAUCGUCAGCAGAAUGGAUCCAGGACAAAUCUUUGUCAGAGGUCCAAAUGUUUUUGCAGGAUACUUCAGAAAUUCAUCGCUUACUGCUGAAAGGCUUAAGGAUGGAUGGUUUGCAACCGGAGACUUAGGAAAAAUGAGGACAAAUGGAACUCUUGAAAUUGUUGAGCCAAUUGCUGAUUGGAGAAGAAGAAAGCAAAGGAAGUAA
Trichomonas vaginalis G3 is the source of this 1581-nucleotide messenger RNA. Its product is annotated as decanoate-CoA ligase protein. The record is from RefSeq and is a predicted model, not a curated record. Gene Ontology annotation, cellular component: membrane; endoplasmic reticulum. Lineage: Eukaryota; Parabasalia; Trichomonadida; Trichomonadidae. Gene Ontology annotation, molecular function: long-chain fatty acid-CoA ligase activity. The transcript has a single exon. Bases 1 to 1581 code for a protein of 526 amino acids.